Molecule: messenger RNA, 1778 nt
Organism: Drosophila montana
Lineage: Eukaryota; Metazoa; Arthropoda; Insecta; Diptera; Drosophilidae
Product: putative E3 ubiquitin-protein ligase UBR7
Exons: 2
Coding region: 330-1523 (397 amino acids)
Cellular component (GO): cytoplasm
Molecular function (GO): ubiquitin protein ligase activity; zinc ion binding
Source: RefSeq, a predicted model, not a curated record
CUAGUUCGUGCAAAACAAAAAUAUAAUUUUGUGUUAAUUUUGUUAAAUGAAAUGUGGAAUACGUAGCAACAAACUAUAGCCAAAUUUAUUAUCAAAGUUUUAAUUUUUCAUAUAAAGUACACACUAGUGCAUUUUGUGCGCCGACAAAAUCCGAUAGAACCGCUCAAAUGAACUUCAGCUGAUGCACUCUCAGCUUCGGUUUUACGAACGCCGCAAAACUAGCUCGCAGUUUUUUUUUCUGCGCCAAACAAUAGCGUUCUCGUUUAUUGUCCGUAGAAAAGAAGUUUUACAAAAUCAAUUUCACUGAAUAAACUAAGAUUGCAAUCAAGAUGAGCGACGCAAAUAGCCCGGCGCAAGCUGCAGACGUGGAUGAGGUUAAUCCAUUGGAGCAAUCGACCAUUACAAUGCUCGAUGUACUCGAAGAGGAGAAGGAAAUGGAGGAGGAAUACGCAGCAGUGCUCGGCGGCUCCGAUGAAAAGGCCUGUACAUAUGCCAAAGGCGCCAUACAACGUCAGGCGCUCUACUCUUGCCUCACCUGCUGCCCGGAGGCGCGCAAAGAUCUGACAAAGAGCGCCGGCGUCUGCCUGGCCUGUUCCUACCGCUGUCACGAGAAUCACGAGCUAAUCGAGCUUUACACUAAACGCAACUUCCGUUGCGAUUGCCCAACUCUGCGUCUGGGCAGCGAUAAGCGUUGCGCUCUGAAUCCACAGCUGGAGGCAGUCCAGCCGCCAAAUGCGGAGAAUCUCUACAAUCAGAAUUUCCAGGGCUUGUACUGCAAAUGCAAGCGACCCUAUCCCGAUCCCGAACGCACCACGGAGGAGCUAAUGCUGCAGUGCGCCAUCUGCGAGGACUGGUUCCAUCUGCAGCACAUGCAGGCGCCGAACGUCUCUGAAAAAUGGCUAGAUGCGUGCAGUGAAAUGAUCUGUGACUCCUGCAUGGAACGUCACGAGUUCCUGCGCGACUACACGGGCCUGGCACUGCAGCCACAAGGUGAGCAGAAGGAGUCCAAGACCGAGGUCAAUGUAGCUGACAACCAGCCGACUGCGAGCGAGCAACAGUCGCAUUCCGAGGAGCCGGCUGAAAAACGCAUCAAAUUGUCUGCCGACGACGAAUGUCGUCGACCAAAAACCCCCACGGGACAUACAGGCACCGCCUUCUGGGCCAAUGACUGGCGCAAAUCUCUGUGUAAGUGCGACAAGUGCUUGGAGAUGUACAAAGAGCAGUCUGUGGAGUUUCUGUUGGAUGACGAGGACCCAGUCAAGGAUUACGAGGAGCGCGGCAUGAAGCGCGUCCAGGAGAAUUCCAGCUAUGAGCAGGGCAUACGCGCCCUGGCCUCCAUUGAUCGCACCAAGCAAAUCGACGUGAUCACCGAAUACAAUCGCAUGGGCGAUAAGCUAAAGGAGUUCCUGCAAUCGUUUGCCGCCAACAAAACAGUUGUCACCGAGGACGACAUCAAACGUUUCUUUGCCGGCAUGCGCAGCGAGAACCAUACGAAUCUCGGCCAGCCCUAUUUCUGUCGUUAAACACACACAUAUUUACCUAUUGAGUAUUCCUAGUAGUUAUAUACAUAUAAACAUUCCCCAAAGUAUGGAAUUUAUUGUAAAAUCUUAAAUUUAUGGUCUUCAUAUAUUUAACAGCAACAAUUAUUCGGAGCAUACGAAAUGAGAUUCGAGUAAUAAGCUAUGCACGUGGCAACUAUAUCUAAAUAGCCAAAUAUCUAUGUACAACUGGCUCUACGAAUAUACAUAUACAUACACACAUAUAUAUAUAUAUAUAUA